Messenger RNA from Amoebophrya sp. A120, 1682 nucleotides. The record is from the annotation of a GenBank genome assembly. NCBI's taxonomy places the organism in Eukaryota, Dinophyceae, Syndiniales, Amoebophryaceae.
CAGCAUCGUGAUUCUCCGGAACCACAGCAACCCCGUGGUCGCCCCCAUCCGCUCAGCCUGUCGGCAUGUGGUGGCGCGACACACGACCUAGCAGGGGGGGGUCAUCCCGGCUGCAUAACUGCUUCUUCCUCCAAUAAAGCAACGAAACCCACUUCCGUUACCAAGCAAUACCUGCGAGAUUUAGAAAGUCUGCUACAGACGCUCCAACAGUCCCAGAUACACUACAUCAAGUGUUUCAAACCGUAUGGAUUGCAUAUAUGUCGGGGUCUGGAAAUCUGUGAUGCUGAAUUGUGCAUGAUUGAAGCGCUUGCAAUGGCAGCCAGGCAUGACAAGUUUGAAAGACGCCUGCUGAUGCCUACCACGCGUCACAAAUUGCGUUUUUGCAUGGCAAAGCAAGUGCAAGCUCCUCUUUAUUUGCUCCUCUUGCAACACAGAUUUUCCAGGAAUUAUGCAAGACACGCAUCACAAGUUCCACUGUCCCAGACCCAGACGUCAUUCCAUUUCAUAAACCGAAUCUGGAGGCGAAACCGAGAAAAUUUGACGACAAUGUCACUCUUCUGCAGUUGAAGCAGUCAGGAACUCUGGAAUUAAUUCCUCUGAUGAAAAAUGGUUGGCCGUUCCGGGUGAAUUACGCAAGUAUAAUGGAGAAACUUGUUGGUAAGAUAUCAACCUCCGAAGAAGAACAAGCAGGGUCGUCUUCUUUGGAGAGUGGAGGUACUGAUCUUCUCCAGUGUGACAGAUCAAAAACCUGCUCCUUUGGACCAGAACUGGAGCAGGAUCCCAGAUUACUCGUGGAGGCCUUGAUGUCGACGAAGCUGAUUGCCGAGUUGUUUGUUUCGGAAGUGGUGGAUGAAGGAGAAAAAGUUGCUAGCAUGCAAAAAGGCGACGCAAGCUCCUGUGCGAUGAGCCAAAAACAGCGUUCUAGGACGAUUUCAUGUAAUAAAAACAGCAACGAUUUCUUCAAACUGGGUAUUUCCAAGCUGUUCCUGAAGUCCGGGCUUUUACAAGAGAAAAUCCUGCACGCGAUAGCAAACGCGGAUAAAUCAACCUUGCAGCGACAGAUCAAGCACUUUGUGCUGCGGAAAAAAUUCCGCCGCUGCGUUUUCGCGGUGCAAUUUUGCUUGUAUUGUGAAAGGAAGUUGCUGCGCGAAAUCCGGGUCCGCAAAUUGCUUCACAAGCUGCAGACUAUGGCGCGAAACCUGCUCCGGAUUCACAAGUGGUGCGAACGGAUCCGGAGAAAAUUCCGGCAAGAGCGGGCGAGGAAAUGCACGAGAAUGUUGCGUGCGUGCGUGAAAACACUGUUAAUCCCUUUACUCUUCCGUUGGGCUAAGAAAGCGAAGCACAAAGUUUCGGUCAGGAACAACUGCUACCACUGGUUUUGGCUGGUCGGGUUCGUGUUACGCGUGAAGCUGGUCAAGAGACAGGGGUGCUGUUUUCAGGAAAAGCUACAGCAAAUUCGGGAGCGGAUCCGGUUGAAAAGGGAAUUGGAGCUAGAGAGGAAACAGUUAGAGUUGGAGAAACGGGAAGCGGAACUUGUUCUCAUGCGGGGCCGCAAUAGAGCUGAAGUUGCAGGAGAAAAAACCACUUGCGCUUCAGCUUCUGCGCAGCACCCCGACCAGAUGCCUCCUGCAGUUGUUUCCACUGCUGCAGUUGCAGCAGAAUCCUCCUCCACUGUCUCAGCG